AUAAAUAAAUAAAAGCAAAAGAGAGAGAGAGAGAGAGGAAGAAAAAAAGUAAAAAAGAGGGGGCUCAUUUUCUCUCUCACCACGUCUUUCUCCCUCGCUCUCCAUUUCUCUCUCAUCUCUGAUCAGAGCUGGAACUGGACUGUUCUCGUGUGGUUUGAUGUGCUGUUUUCAACUCCUCUCUUCAGUUCUUAGGUCUUGAUUUCUGGGUUUUUGCCCACUUUUUCACUAAUUUUGAGUUCAACCCACAUUUUGUUGUAGGAGGUUUGGAGAUUCCAAUGACAAAUAUAUCCAAGGGAAACACCGCAUUGAGGGUGUUUCCUGGAUCAGAAGAUUGUUUUGAUGCUUCACUUUUUUCGAGCUCACUGCCUGUUCUCUCCCAUGAGAAGUUGAACAUGAGUGAGGUGGAUCAUGAUCUGAAAUCUAUUGAUGACACACCAGUCAGCUUGAAGAAGAUCCAUCCAGCAGUAGAGAGUGAUGAAUUGCUUGAAGAAAUUAUUCGUAAUACGAUCAAAUAUUUGCUUCCUGAUGACGAGGAUGAACUUUUAUCAGGCGUAAUGGAUGGCUAUGACCUGGGUGGACUUCCUAACCGCACUGAUGACUUGGAAGAUUAUGAUCUUUUCGGCAGUGGAGGAGGGUUGGAACUAGAAUCGGAUCCUCAGGAAAGCCUAACUAUUGGUAUAUCAAGGCUAAGUGUCUCUGAUAUUGUUGGAGCGCCUCAUAAUGGGCUUCCCAAUGGAGGUGGGGCUAUCAGUGGAGAGCAUCCUCUGGGGGAACAUCCCUCCAGAACAUUAUUUGUUCGUAAUAUCAACAGUAAUGUCGAGGAUUCAGAAUUGAGAAAUGUCUUCGAGCAAUAUGGUGAUAUCAGAACUAUGUACACUGCUUGUAAGCAUAGAGGCUUUGUGAUGAUAUCCUACUAUGAUAUUCGUGCUGCUCGAACAGCAAUGCGGGCGUUACAGAAUAAGCCUCUGCGGAGAAGAAAACUCGACAUUCAUUUCUCGAUUCCAAAGGAUAACCCUUCAGAGAAAGAUAUUAACCAAGGAACCCUAGUAGUUUUUAAUUUGGAUCCAUCAGUUUCAAAUGACGACCUCCAUCAAAUCUUUGGGUCUUUUGGCGAGAUCAAGGAGAUCAGGGAAACACCGCACAAGAGGCACCACAAGUUCAUCGAGUACUAUGAUGUUAGGGCUGCCGAAGCUGCUCUUAGAUCCUUAAAUAAGAGUGACAUAGCUGGGAAGCGGAUAAAGCUUGAACCUAGCCGCCCUGGGGGUUCACGUCGAAACUUUCUGGUACAAGUAAACCAUGAUCUUGAACAAGAAGAAUCUCGAAGUUUACCUCACCAAUUGAGUUCUUCAAUUGGUAAUUCUCCAACUGGUAACUGGCAACUGUUUGGCAGCCCUGUAGAUCAUUCUCCCAUUCAGAGCCUCGGCAAUUCCAAUAGUUUUCAAUCUGUCAAUCCUGCACCUGGCAAUAAUUUAGCUGGUUUAGCGUCGAUUUUGUCUCCUCAAGCAUUGAACACUGUGAAGGUUGCACCGAUUGGUAAGUUUGAAGGAAGUGCUGGACAAGCAGAACAGCUAAUGACUAUUGGAAAUUCGAAGCACGGUGCUUCCAUCCCGCAACCUCAUUCUUUUCCAGAGCCAAAACCGAGCUGGUAUUCUGGGCCAAUGUCUUCGUACGGUGCUUCUAGUUCAAAUGGUUCGGGUAUUGAAACACUAUCUGGAACGCAAUUUCUUUGGGGAAGUCCAAAGGUGUAUCCCGAACAAAGUAACUCUUCUCCCUGGCAUCCACAAACCAAGGGGCAUCCUUUGACAUCCAAUGUACAGAGCCGUGGGUUUCCAUUCUCCAAUCAACAUGGAUCUUUUGUCAAUUCAUCCCAACACCGCCAUGACGGUCAUUACGUGGGUUCUGCUCCAUCCGGUCUUCCUUUCGAGAGGCGCAUGGGUUUCUUCCCAGAGUCACCAGAAGCCUCAUACUUGAGCCCCGGUUAUAAAGGCAUGGGGGGCACAGGACCUCGUGAGAGAAGUUAUAUGAAUAACAUGGGUGGUGCUAAUGGUGCUUUGAGUUCCAAUCUUCCCAUUUCAGGAAAUAUGACAGAUAAUAAUGGCUCUCCUGGAUUUGGCAUGUUGCCUUCUCAAAGGUCGAGUCCCGCAUUCAUGGGUAGUGGUAUCUUCCCGGGACCUGCUGCUAUGGCAUUUGAAGGUCUGACUGAACGUGGGCGUGUCAAGCGUGUUGACGUUAACGGGAACCAGAAUGAUAACAAAAGGUUUCAGCUUGACUUGGACAAGAUUAGAAGUGGUGACGAUACUCGGACAACUUUAAUGAUCAAAAACAUUCCGAACAAGUACACCUCCAAGAUGCUGUUAGCCACUAUUGAUGAACAUCAUAGAGGCAACUACGACUUUCUGUAUUUGCCCAUUGAUUUUAAGAAUAAAUGCAACGUGGGCUAUGCAUUCAUUAACAUGUUGUCUCCGUCGCUCAUCAUACCAUUUUAUGAGGCAUUUAAUGGGAAAAAAUGGGAGAAGUUCAAUAGUGAGAAAGUGGCUUCUUUGGCAUAUGCUCGAAUCCAGGGGAAGGGAGCCCUUGUUGCCCACUUUCAGAACUCGAGCUUGAUGAACGAAGAUAAGCGCUGUAGGCCGAUUGUAUUCCAUUCCGAAAGUUCAGAAUCCGGUGCCCAGAUUGUCCAGGAACAUCUUUCUUCCAGUAUGAAUAUUAAAGCCCGUCGAUCAAUUGUGCCAGGGUUAUCGCAGUCUUCAAGUAGCCUGACAGAGGGAUCGAUUGAAAAAGGGGAGGAGCUAAUAGUAGCCUGAAAGCAUUUUGUUCUCAGUCCAAGCAAGCAGGCAGCUGCUGUCGGUUUUUUUUUUUUUUUUUUUUUUUUUGUAUUAUAGUAAUGGCGGGUGGAUAGAAGGCUUCCCGAGGGCGAGGGAAAGAGGAGUCGGAUGUGGCAUCCUUUGGUUCCUGCAAACAGGUGAAGAAGUUUGGCGUUUACUUUUUCUCGUGAUACAUUUUAGAGAAAUUUUUGCGAGCUGAGAUUAGUCAAUUCAAAUCAAUCUCCGCUGUGCUGGUUAGGUGAAGGUGAAGGUGAAGGUGAAGGGUAUAGUUUUUCGAAAUUUUUGUUGUCUGGAUGGAGAAUGGCUCCUUCAGAAUUUGAUUGCAGGAGAACAUACCUCCUCUCUUCUGUAAACUUGAUUCAAUGUUCAGUAUUCUAAACCUUGGAUGUUAUUUUUAUUUUGGGACAAAUGCCUUUUGUUAAGAGUCAGUCUUAUCAGCUUUUUGGUUUUUAAGUAAAAGUGGCUUUUUUUGGA
Messenger RNA from Ipomoea nil (Japanese morning glory), 3296 nucleotides. RefSeq names its product protein MEI2-like 5. Lineage: Eukaryota; Viridiplantae; Streptophyta; Magnoliopsida; Solanales; Convolvulaceae. The transcript is spliced from 12 exons. The coding region runs from base 276 to 2801 and encodes 841 amino acids. Gene Ontology annotation, molecular function: RNA binding. The record is from RefSeq and is a predicted model, not a curated record.